AUGAUUCUUAUGGAUGACAAGGGUUGUAAGAUUCAUGCGACUGUUAGGAAGACUCUGAUAUACCGAUUCCAAUCUUUGAUAAGUGAGGGUCGUGUAUAUCAGAUUUCGUUCUUUGGCGUUGGUGAAAGCGGACGUGAUUUCCGACCAACCGGGCAUCCAUUCAAGAUCAACUUUGAUAUUCAUACAUCUGUGCGCUUGGUUCCCAACAGGGCCAUCGAUUUAAGCCCGUACAAUUUUGUGCCGAUAUCUGAUAUAAUGUUCAAGGAUCUUAAUACGUCUUUUCUUAUAGAUGUCAUUGGAAUUCUCACUGAUGCAAGUGCUGAACAAGAAUUCGAAAAAGAUGGCGGGAAGCAGAAAAGAAUUACUAUUGAACUUGACCAAGACGGGGCUCGGGUUGAAUGCGCCUUUUUUGGAAAGUAUGUUGAUGAGGUCGUUGGUUACCUUGGAUCUGCUGAUGCAACCAAUGCCGUUGUUGUUGUAAGACAAGUCUCCAAAAUGUUUAUGGAGCUACAAAGGUUUUUGGAAUCACAUGAUAAUACGGUGCAUGUCAUUAGUCCUCUGCAAGAUUCUGCAAAGAAAUCUACCCCUGAAGAUGAUUUUCUAAAGCAGAAUGAUGGGAAAACCAUCGAGCAACUAAAAGAUCUUGCAUAG
This is a messenger RNA of Lotus japonicus, 651 nucleotides long. Its product is annotated as replication factor A protein 1-like. The transcript is spliced from 6 exons. The record is from RefSeq and is a predicted model, not a curated record. Bases 1 to 651 code for a protein of 216 amino acids. Lineage: Eukaryota; Viridiplantae; Streptophyta; Magnoliopsida; Fabales; Fabaceae.